GUCGGUGGGUCGUAGCAUCCUAUGUUAAAAUGACCAAAAAAACUGCCCCUUAAGUCCAAACAUAGUAUCUCCCGUGUCCUUCUGGUUUCUGGGUUUUAUGUGGUUGGUAAUUUGAGCUACAAUAAUUCUCGCUUCACUUCAGUGUCAGUUUAUUUAUUUAAAUAAUUCCCUUCGCGAUUUUCUUGCUGUAAUGGUGGUUGAGCACUGAGCUAGCUGUUGUUUAAACAACUUGAUUCUGCACAAGCAUAAGUGAGAGCGAAUAAAUAUUUUAACUACUCUCUCUUCUUUGUUUAUUUAUUUAGUUUCUUUCCCCCACUUGAAAGCUUGCGGUUUUGCUUUAAGUUGGAUUUGUUUAUGAUUAUGCAUGAGAAUUGAUGUGUCAUGUUAGAGUGUUGACAGUGUCUAGAUCACAAACCAAAGUCGCUUUCAUACUAAGAUUUGAUAUCAUGGACCACAAAACGUGGCUUUGGCGGAAAAAAUCUUCUGAGAAGACAAUUGUUGCUACUGACAAGGUUGACAUGUCUUUGAAACGAAUUGAUGAAGAGGUACAAAUGCCUCCGAUGGAGGGGCCACGAGAUAGAAUAGUGAAAAAUCUAAAUGAGAAGCUUGCUUCAGUCCUCCUUGAUUGUCAUGCUCAAGAAGAUCUGGUGACAAAAAAUGUGAAAAUGGCACCAGAAGCAGAUGCAGGUUGGGAAAAGGCAGAAGCAGAUGCAAUCUUUCUGAAGAAAGAGCUAGAAGAAGCUUUGAGGCAGGGAAAAUUGGCAAAUGAAAAGUUAACUCACUCAGAUGCUGCAUUGAAGGAAUGUAUGCAACAGCUAAAUUUUUUUCGAGAAGAGCAGGAGCAAAGGAUGCGUGAUGUUAUCAUGAAGACAUCAAGUGAGUUUGAGAAAGCACAGGAAGCAUUACAAGACAAGCUGACAGAGACAAACAGAAGGUUUGAAGAGUUGGUGGUUGAGAAUUCUCGACUGAGUAAGGCCCUGCUAGUCGAAGAAAAAUUGAUUGAAGAUCAGCAGAAGCACAAGUCUCAGGCAGAAGCAGAAUUUGGUGCACUAAUGGCUAGAUUAGAUUUCACUGAAAAAGAAAAUACAUUUUUGAAAUAUGAGUUUCAUGUCCUCGAGAAGGAGCUUGAGAUCCGAAAUGAAGAGAUGGAAUACAACCGUCGAUCAGCUGACUUAGCACAUAAGCAACAUUUGGAUGGUGUAAAGAAAAUUGCAAAGUUGGAAGCAGAAUGCCAGAAGUUACGUCUCCUUCUGCAAAAGAGGCUGCCUGGUCCCGCUGCUGUCGUGAAAAUGAAGAAUGAAGUUGAAAUGCUGGGGAGGGACAAGACGGAGCUGAGAAGAAGAAAGUUGAUUUCCACUAGAGAUUUGAUUAUCAGAGACUCUGCCACUGAAAAUUCUCCUGGUAAUCCAACCAAGAACAUCAAUCUCCUGUUAGAGCAAUUACGCAAUGUGGAAGAAGAAAACAGGACUCUCAAAGAAAUGAUGACCAAGAAAAAUGCUCAACUCCAGUCAUCAAGUUUAGUAUGUUCUCAAACAUUAUCGAGGCCAACACAGGUUGAGAUUCAGCCUAAAAAGCUGUUUACAGGACAGAACUCCAUGGAACUGCUAAGGAGUAGUCCAAUAUCUAGUGAACUAUCUCAAACAUCAGGUUUUGAUAGUGGCAGUAUUGAUGGAAUUAGCUCUUCUUGUUCAUGGGCUAAUGCUUUGAUUUCAGAAUCUGCACAUUCUAGAGACAGAAAACUUAGGAAUCCAAUGGAACACAAGGCGAUUACAGUUCCAGAAAUGAGAUUAAUGGAUGAUUUUGUCGAGAUGGAAAAAUUAGCCUUGGUUUCUGGAGGUGGAUAUAAUCCACUAUCAGAUGGUGAGGGAUUGCUUCCAUUUGGGCAGGGUCACUGUGGUUUCAGCAACGCAAAACAGAUCCACUCAAGAGAUGUAGCAGCUGAAAGAUCUUUUGAUUGGCUUCAGGUUGUUUUGCAUGCUAUCUCCGAGCACAAACGUAUUUCCAACCGAAGUUUAGAUGAAAUUCUCGAGGACAUCAAAAUUGCUUUGGGUUGUAGCACUCUUUUAACUGAUGGUGAUGUUAGUAAAACAGCAUGCUCAAUGCAUCCAAUAGAAUCUGAUGCUCUCCAUAUCAGCGGCUACAUAGGCUGGAAAUCUCCAAACACAUCUCCUUCUGUAGGUUCACUCAGUGGAGCUUCUAGUGUUGAGAACUCAGCACAAAAAACAAAGAAGCAACAGUUUCAAUCCAAUCUGGGCAAGUCAAUCUCUAAAAUCGUUGAGCUGAUUGAAGGAAUUGAUCUAACAUCUUACAAUACCUCUGCCAGUUGUCUAGAGAGAGAUCAAAGUCCCAAACAAGCAGCAGCUCAUGCAGAUUACUUUGUCCGUGUUUUUCAAUGGAAAAGUUCUGAAUUAAGCACUGUUCUACAACAAUUUCUUCGCACUUGCAAUGAUCUGUUGAAUAAAAGGGCUGAUCUUGAAAAUUUUGCUGGAGAACUCUCAUUUGCUUUGGACUGGAUUUUGAACAACUGUGUUACUCCUAAGGAAGCCUCAAGUGCAAGGGAUAAGAUCAAAAGGCAUUUUGGUUGGAUUGAAUCACAAAAUGAUAAAGAAGUUGGUUCCGAAGGGAAUGUUUUAGUACUGGAACCAGACGUGAUCCAUAUUUCUGAAGAACAAUCAUCAUGCUUAGGCUCCUUUGCUUCUUCACAUGACCAGAAUCAGAAUGUUAUCUCCAAAAAGGAGGGUAUUCGGUGUAGCUUGGAAGAAGAAAACAAGAGAUUAAAUGAUGAUUUAAAGAAUAUGGAAGCCAGGCUGGAGUCAGCAACUGACAAGAGUGAGGCCUUGACUGUACAACUUAAUGAAUCAGAACAAAGCAUUGGAAGCUUACAAACAGAACUUAAAAUAUUAAAAGAAACAAAGGAAAUGAUUGAGGAUCAGGUUGAAAAUCAGAAAUCAAUUAAUGAAGAUCUUGAUACCCAGAUUACUGUUGCAAAAGCUAAACUGAAUGAAAUCUUCCAGAAGUGCUCAUCUUUGGAAGUAGAGUUGGAGUACAAAAAUAACUGUUGUGAAGAGCUAGAAGCUACAUGUCUUGAGCUUCAACUCCAGUUAGAGAGUGUGGCAAGGAAAGAAACACCAAAGUAUGUCAUGAAUCGAGAGGGGAAGCAAUCUCAAAAUGGUUGGGAAAUUACAGCAGCUUCAGUGAAGUUGGCAGAGUGCCAAGAAACAAUUCUGAACCUAGGUAAGCAAUUAAAGGUGUUAGCCUCACCACAAGAUGCAGCACUCUUUGACAAGGUUUUCUCCAGCAGUGGUGCUGCCACCACUGUAAUGAAUAACAGAAAGGUGAACAGACGCUUCUCCUUGCGUGAUCGAAUGCUAGCUGAGGAUGGUUCUAAAGCAGAGUUUCUCAAGUCUCCCAAUCUUAAAGGAACUUUAAGCGUUGGAGAAGCAGAGAAUUCAUCCCUUCCUGACUCCAAUAAUUGUAAGAACUUGCAAGCUUCUGGUUUGGUGGUACAUACGUCAGAAGCACAUGUUGGUUCCAAGAAGGAAGGUACUAACACUGCAGUUAUGGCUUUGGCUAUCGUGCCAAGCAAGAAGCAAGGAGUUGGUUUGCUAAGGAGGCUGCUGUUGAGAAGGAAGAAAGCUUACAGUAAGAAAUCUCAUUACCAAAAGACUGACUAGUGACUGGAAAAGGUGAAGAGGCUAGGUGAAAACUCCCUGGUGAUAGGGAGUGAAGACACGGCCACUGAAGAUAAUACACUGGUAGUUUUCAUAGUGUGGGGAUUGGUUUUUUGUUUGAUUUUUCCACCUUAAUUACUGAGUGGUGAGAGCUUGUAGCCUCAUAGUCCUUUCUGCAAAAUUCAUAAUAUGGGAGAGAGUGAGAGGUGUAUAGUAUCCUAAUAUGGCUUAUGUAUAUUUCUGGGUUGGAGGGUGUUUGAAAACCAGAAUAACUACAGUUUGAGUCAGUGGCUUUAACCAGAGAACUAUCAUUUGUGACAUUUGAUCAUCAAAUUUUCUUUGACCAA
Molecule: messenger RNA, 4018 nt
Organism: Theobroma umbraticum
Lineage: Eukaryota; Viridiplantae; Streptophyta; Magnoliopsida; Malvales; Malvaceae
Product: filament-like plant protein 7
Source: RefSeq, a predicted model, not a curated record